This is a messenger RNA of Paramuricea clavata, 9780 nucleotides long. Lineage: Eukaryota; Metazoa; Cnidaria; Anthozoa; Malacalcyonacea; Plexauridae. The record is from the annotation of a GenBank genome assembly.
UGCCUGACAGCCCUGCCUGCCAAUUGUAUCAUAUGUCACUUCACAUUAUUGAACAUUGAAACGGUACUAGACUGAUUUGCUGUAUUCUUGUUUGAUUUCCUUUCUAAAGCUUUACAGAUACAACUAGUAGAGGUUUCAUACUUGUAUUUGCAACAGGCGUUUGGGCAAUACGAUGUGGGAUUCUUUGUUCAAUUGGUAUUGGAGCGAAAGCUUCUGGCUACCGGCUAAUGUCACAUGGCAGCAUUUUAAAUCUACAAAAGACAUAACUAUGCCUCAACCAGACGAUCUAAGAAUAAUUCCGCCUUUAACGAUACUUCUGAUUGUUAUUAGGAUUCUAUUUGAAAGGUAAAGUAUUUCAUAAGUUCCAAAGAAGGGUUUCAUCGACUAUCAAAACAAUAUAGAGGUCACCACUUUAAAAGUUUGUAACAUGAAAUCGCUCGUAUAUUCAAACGUUUGUUUUUUGCAGAAACGGCAACAGCAUGCAGCAGAAAUGAUAUGCAAAUGAUAAAAUGCAUGCCUUUUUACAAUCUAGGUAGUUUUAUGCGCUUUUUAUCCACGUUGAAAAUCCGAAGGGGCAAGCCUUUGCUGUUGUUUAUUGUAGGAUUAUUAAAAAAUAAAAACAAAUCGAAGUGAAGUAUCAGAUUUAAUACUGGGUACCGCGCCUUCGCAUUUGUGUUUCAAGAAAAGCAGGAACAUUCUAGUUUAUAUAAUAGGUUAUGUUGUUAUUUUUCUAUAUAGUAAUAACCCGGAAGUCUAAGAGUAAUGUCUGCUAUCAGUAGACAAAAAAUUAUUGCUGUUAUAAAUGGCCAUAUUCGUAUGCGUUUCAAAUUUAUUAAUUAAAGGCGUCAUUGGACAUGCAUGAUGGAAAUUUUCAUAGUCGACUAGGUUUAAUAGACCAAUGCAUUUUAAAUAAAAAUGCUUUUAAACCUGAUAUUUAAAUAUAUAUUUUGCCUUUAUAUGAUAAGAGAAGAACCUCACUAAUACUGUAUUUGCUUGAUUUGUAAGACUGAUUGCAAAUAUUUAUUUUUCAAGAUCCUUUCUUUAUUACAAUGUCUCUAUAGCUUCAAAUUCAGCAUAUUUACCUAGAUAAUAGUAAUACUAUUAGGCAAAGAUCUUAAGAAGCAUAGUAGGCUAUUCAAUAAAUACUGAUAAAUACAGAUUGAAAAUCAAGAUAAUGGGCAAUACUGAAGUGUUGUGCAAUACUGAAGUGUUGCCAGAAAGCACAGAUGUGGAAAAAAACUAUGAACUGCCAUAGUUUUGGUCGGUAGGACAACAGCCUGGCACACACAAUGUGUUUUCUUUUAGUCGGCCGAUUCAAAUUAAUGAAAUCCUUGCAUGUACGGUGUCAUAUUUUGGUCAGCCAAUAAAAAUCAGACAAUAUCAAUGAAAAUAAUUUGAUCUUGUCUGAUUAAAAUUGGCCGACUAAAAUUGCAUUGUGUGCACCAGGCUUUAGAAAACUAAGAAAUCUUCAAUGUAUCAAGUGAAGGAUCUUUUUGCACUAGUUCUAACUUGCCUUAUACUUGAAAUGUUGAGGUUUUUGUUAUCCUUUUCAGAAUUUCAGGUAGUUCUGACCAAAACCAGAUGCUUUAGUUUAAGUGGUUUUGCAAUGCUUUCAAAUUCCCCACAAUGUGAACUAGAGACUGAAUAUGCAUGGCAUCCAAUGAAUAUCCAACAAUUACUGUAGUCACAUUGUUUCUGAUUCAGAAUUUGCAUGUGUCCAGGUUCUAUAUGUGAGUGUCUUUGUUCAUUUACACCUGCUCUCUUCAUUUUUAAAAGUACAUUUAAAAGGUUUUUAUAAAUGUACAGACAGUUUGAAGCUCUGUAUUGAUUCAUUAGCAUUCAGCACUUUCUUUUUAAUCACUAAAAUCACCUGGCAUUGGCCAUUUCAGAAUUUCAUUUCCUGUCAAUUUUUCCUGUUACCACCUCUCCCCCGGGAUUUCUAAAUCUAUUAGGCAAGCAUCUUAAGAAGCAUAUUGUCAAACUAUUGUUGCACACAAAUAUAUUAUCAAAAUUUCACAAAUGUCAACUUUGAAAAGCAUUCACCAAGUGAACAUAUUCACUGCUAGGGUCAUGUUACAGUCAUGUGUUGCAUUCAAACCAUUUUUUCUUGCAACCUGCAAUGCAGUCUCUGAUCUACAGGCAUGUUUAUUAACCCAUUGAGCGGCAGUGCACCCUACCUUUUUUUUACUUGUCUAACGCCAGAUGAUUUUACUUGUCAAUGGGGAAGCUCUGCAGCUUAAUGGGGUAACCAACAAAUUUGACAUGUCUCUAGUUAGCCCAUUGAGCCGCAAUGCGCCCCAGCAUGCCCUACUUUUUUUUUUACUUGCCUGUAAGACCAGAUGCUCAACAAAAUGGGGGAAGAAUUGAACUGUGCAUAAUAUGCCGAUCUCUCCACUGCUUUACAACCCAAUUCCAUAAAUCCAAAGGAACAUUUUAAUUAAAGUACUGUAUGUACAUGGCAGUUAUUAUAAUUAUUAUGUCCAGCACAUAUUCAAUACAGGUACAGAUACAGAUAUUUCACAGCACACUCCCUAUCAGGGCUUUUCAGUGACUGGUUACAUGUACAUUAUGAAUAGAUAGAUUGAACCGGACUGACGUGAAGCAGACCGAGGUAGACUUUGAGCUUACAAAUGGCGCUUGAGCAGCCGCUAUUAGUCCAUACCUAAUUAAGGUUACAGGACACCCUUUUUGGCGUUUUGUGGAAAAUCGCUACUGCGCGCUCAAAAGCAGUCCAAUUUUCAUCAAAUUUUCACCAAAUGUUAGCCAGUGCAUGCAAAAUAUGAUAAAGUUGUAAAAUUGACAAACAAUAAAAUAAUGUAAGAAUUAUUCAGGAAAAUCUUAAGUCGCGGUACCUUUACGCUUUUGAGUUAUGUUCCUGCUGGUCUUAAAGGACAUUGGCAACGAAAAUUUUUAUUGGCUAUUUCAAUCCUACUUGACAACCUAACUAUGAAAAUAUUAUCAUUUCCUUCUCGAACAUUUUACUCUAGGAGUAAAAUGCAUGCAAACUUUGUGUGUCGCCGCCAUCUUGGAAAAAAUGACCUUCGAAGGUCAACGAAUUUUGUGACGUCAUUAGAUGGGUAGCACCAAAACUACAAGUGAGAAUUCUAUUGCGUGCGUGUCGUGUUAGCCAAAAAUAUGUCGUUUUGAGCGUUAUACUGGCCAAUACCUUUCGCAAUCAAACAAGAGAAGCCUACACUAUCAGAUAAAAACAUAUCGAGCGACUGGGAAAGCAAGGAAUGGCGCAAUUUACAAUACAGGUAAUUGAUCAUAAAAUAUUGCAUUAGUGUUUGCCUUGUUUACACUCGAAUUACUGCGUUUACUUAACACGGACUAGGACUGAUAUACUAUCAGAAAUAGUGUUACAAAUAAGGAACAUACUUGGUAAAACGUUUCUGCCCUUCGUUUAGGCUCAAAGUGCACUACGCGUGGUAAUACUCGGUAUUGUUUUAUAGUCAUGAAAUUGUGUUUACCCAUCUAAUGACGUCAGAUAAUGUUGCUGUGGCACAAGUGUUUAUUUUCAAAAUGGCGGACUACUGUUGAACUUUUUAUUACAUUUUCUCAACAACUAAGUGCGACAAACCGGCCAAAAUAUAAAAUUAAGUAUUCCGUAAGCAUACCUAAUAGAUAUAAGCAAUAAAAAUUUUGGUUGCCAAUGUCCUUUAAGAUAUAUUUAUGAAAAUAUCAUUUUUAUACAGUAAAAUAGUUGUUCUAAAAAAUUGUGUUCGGAAAUUUUUGUUUAUUUCGUCAUUCCGCUGAUAUGGCGAUUUCUUUGACGACUGCAAUAUAUUUCUGAAUCGUUUGUGUGAAUUGCUCUUUAUUAUUUCUUUGACGACUGCAAUAUAUUUCUGAAUCGUUUGUGUGAAUUGCUCUUUAUUAUUAAAAUAUCCAAAAUUAGAACAAAGCCGAACACAAUUUUGAAACUGACGUCUUUAGCUAUGUCCUGUGAAAAUUUGAGAAAAAUUCGUUAAAACCCGCAGGAGCACAACUCAUUUAGAAAUCAGUAAUUGCCGUAAAAUCCUUCGGGAGAAAAUUGAAUUUGAAUAUUACAUUUACAAUGUUUUUCUUAUUGCAAGCGAAAUGUAUUUUAUUAUAUAACUCUGUGAAUUUUCAACAUUUUUUGUUCAAACUUGGUCAGAUAGUAGACCUAGUCUAAUGCUUUCAUGGAAACCAAUAAAAAAAUUUUAGGCAAAAUUAACACUCAAAGGUGUUCUGUAACCUUAAUGAUCUGCCUCCAGACCUCUGCUUCAAUAAAGAUAAUGUACAGUAAUUCUAUUAACCAACUAGAAGUUUCACAUGGUUUUUAGAAUAUAAAUACGUUUAUAUAAAUACUGGAUAUAAAUACGUUUUUAUGGUUUCCUGCCAAUGCAUUAUGAAAGAUAAUAAAUCUAAAGAACUCUGAACUCAAGAUCAACAAACAAACAUAUUAUAGCAAACACUUUGGUUGUAUCAAAUGCAUUGCUCAGUUGUGCAUUAUUCCAUUAUGCAUUACUGUAUCUGUCAUACUGUAUUAUUGUUGGUGCCAAUCUGUCAUCAGUCCAAAGUUUUAUGAACAUAGUAAUAGAGUAGGGUAGCAAAUUAAAAUAAGCAAACAAACAGAAACUCAUGCACGCGCAACUACAAAAUCAACAAAGGUUUAAUCAUUAUGGUAAAAUUAUCUUCAAUACCACACUCAUACAGUACUUACUAUAAAUUGGUAUACUAACCAACAACAUUUUUUACUACAUUACUAUAUACAUACAAACUGAAUACUGAGACAUGAAGUUUACUGUUCUGUCUGGUAUUUUGACUGUAUAUGGAAUAGCAAUUGUUAUAAAUUCUUGAGAGAGUGUUGGACUGUUGGCUAAUGCCCCAUUAAGGCCAAUCAUGACUAGUAAACAUGCCAGAGUUACUGGUGUACAGUAUUUAUUGUUACACCAUCAACGGUUUAACAAUAGUGUGUAAAACUUUAAUGAACACCUGCCAUGAACAAAUAUCACUUACCAGUUGAUCUUGCUUAGUGUGAAUUCCUAAUCUUUUAAUGGACAUGACAGAAUUAAUAUAAUUCCUGACAAUUUGAUUCUUGUUGUCAGAUGGAGAGCACUGGCACUCAAUCGAUUACAUUUGCAACAAAACGUGUAUGUUAUAUAUAAAUAUGCAAAACUCUGAUUGAAGUAGCCCUGAAUAAGCUCAGCAUAAAGGACAAAGUUGAUUCUCUUUUGCUCUAAAUUCUCAGUGCAUGUAUGCAGACAUGAUGGUAGGUAAGCAAAUAUAGGCCAGGAUUGUCAUAUGCCAGGAUUCAGGAUUGUCAUAUGCCAGGAUUGUCAUAUGCCAGGAUUGUCAUGUGCCAGGAUUGUCAUGUGCCAGGAUUGUCAUAUGCCAGGAUUGUCAUAUGCCAGGAUUGUCAUGUGCCAGGAUUGUCAUGUGCCAGGAUUGUCAUGUGCCAGGAUUGUCAUACGCCAGGAUUGUCAUAUGCCAGGAUUGUCAUGUGCCAGGAUUGUCAUGUGCCAGGAUUGUCAUGUGCCAGGAUUGUCAUGCGCCAGGAUUGUCAUAUGCCAGGAUUGUCAUAUGCCAGGAUUGUCAUAUGCCAUGAUUGUCAUAUGCCAGGAUUGUCAUAUGCCAGGAUUGUCAUAUGCCAGGAUUGUCAUAUGCCAGGAUUGUCAUAUGCCAACCUGAAUUCCGAGGUCUGAGAAACAAAUGAAUAGUAAAAGAGUUUGCUUUGCAUUGAAAUUAAUAUGUGUUUAUUGUAAAUUAUUCAGUCACUGAAUAACUUACACUGUAAGCUUGAUGUUAUAUCGUUGUAAUACUUGUGUGUUGUAAUAUAUAUUAUUGAACAUAACAAAUCCUACACAUUGAUUGGUCAAAUUUGAGCUGUCAUAUUCAGUUUAAGCCAUCAUAUUCACCAACAGGUGACUAUAACAAAACCGAAAUUUUCAAAAUGGCGGCUAGCUGUUUUGUGAAACUUACUGAUAAAGAAAUAAGCGAAAUUAAAAUAUAUAUUCAAUCCCAAAAACACAAAAGACUUGACAGUUGUGUAAAAAUACUAAAACAAUUAUUCGCCUCAGGCUCGGUGAUUAUUGGGGAAUAUUCCCCUCGACUUCGUCUCUGCGAAUCCCCAAUGUCACCUUGCCUUCGGCGAAUAAUUGUUAAUUAAAUACUCUGCUUUUUUCAUUAUUUAGAUUUGUUGCCUAUCCAUUUUCAAAAUUUCUUGGUGUCCCAGAUAUAAAAAGGAAAAUUGCGGAGCCUAACAAAAUACUGGAGAAAGUUUUCACAACAAUUAGCAAGUCACCAGAUGCAGACAGAAUUCGAGGGUUAGCCAAGGAGUUACAGUGGACACAAAAGCAAGUACGACAAUGGUUUUAUUUAAAGAGAAGUGCAAACAGACCAACAAUAAUGAAGAAAUCUACAGAAUGUUGGUAAGAGAAUUUCCCUUGCUUUCUGCUUGAAUUUUAAGACAAGUCCAAAUGCUGCCACAUACAUCUUGGAAUGAACAGUGAGUGUCACAGAUAAGAACAUUUGACUGGUUUUAAUGUGAUCAUGUACUGUAGCCAUAGAUAUCUUAUAUACACUAGAUAGCGCAUCUCUUUUAGUAAAAUUGAAGCCAAGAAUAUUCCAGCGGUUACCCCCAUUUGAAUAGAUGGUGGCCAUGUUGGUCGUUCCCACUUGCUAAUAAAUGCUUAAAAACAACAUUUUAUAACUUUCAUCAUUUGAAUAGUUUAAAAACGCAUUUGGAAUAGGGUUAACUUAAUGUUUAAGUUCCCUGUUUAAGUUCCCUAUUUAAGAAAUAGAAAACAUACCAAUCUUCUCAUUUCAUGGGAACGACCUGAGACUGCAAUCACGGCUUCAAUUUUUGAAUUGCAGAAUAAUUAGAUGCACUAUCUAGUGUAUAUAAGAUAUCUAUGACUGUAGCCAUUACAUUUAACUACCCUUGCACUGAUUGAGUGAGCUACAUGUACCUGAAACCUUCAUAUGUAUGUUACAAGUUUUAUGUGAGAAUUGAAAAUGUAAUAGGUAUGCCCAUCGGGGAUUCUACACAUGCAAAACAGCAAAUUCCCAUACAUUUUCUGAUAAGGUUUCGAAGUUCAUAUUGUUCACAGAACUCAUUGUUCUUCCCAAGUAAUACAAUCACAAUAGUUUUGAUUAAUUUAUUCUGUGCAACUGGUAGCUGAGUUGACUUGAGUCAUUUACUGCAGAAAUCAACAAGCCAAGUGCGAGUUGAGUAAUUUGGGGCUGUUGACUCAAGUCUAGUCAUUUUUCGUAUUCACUGAAAAUAGUGACUCCAAGUCAAUGGCUCAACUUGUUACAACACUGCUAAUAACUUUUUGUUUUGGUAAGCAUUUCAUUUCACAUGAUACAGUAUACUGGGGCAGGAUGAGGAAGAAACUUAUUAAGUGCUAAUAACUAUGCUAUAUACAUGUUUCAAUGGCAAAACCAGGUUCAAUGCCAUUGAGAUUUUUUGUAAAUAGAUGGCCAAUUUCACAUGAGACAUUGAAAAUGGCAAAAUUGCAAAAUGCAACAUUAUGUGGUGCUAACCACAUGUUUCCAUAGUUAACACAUUGGAUUAUCAUAAAUCAAAACGAUUUUUGCAUUUUGGCCCAUGCCCACUCUGCGGCAAGCCAUUGAAUCUGCACUUGUUUGUUGCAACUUUUCUGUGGUUAUAGUGUGUUCAUUUAAAAUAAUUAUAACUCAGUCACUUUAACUUUGAAAUAAGUUAUAUUUCUUAACAAACACAGUCUAAGCUUUACAUAUCAUGAUGACAAUGUUAGAUCAGAUAAUAUCCAGUAUUGCUGUGAUCAAUGGUGCAUCAAAGUUUGGGUAAGAGAAAUGUAAUGUCUGCAACAAAAAAACAAUUCAAUUUAUUUUUCAGCCAAACGUUUAGCUCUUUUGACAUUAUAUUCGUGCUGCUUUUUUAAAAUGGUAUUAACGUUAUUUUAGACUGAAAAAAGACAAUAAAAAGUAUUAACAUGUCUUGAAUAAUGCGUUGCGGACAUUACGUUGCGGACAUUACAUUUUUGAACUUGGAGAAUUAGAUGCUUAUUAUUAAUUGUCUUGCUUGAAUUCUAUAGUUAUUUUAAGCUUGAUGACUUAAAAAUAGAACAUUAAAAGGACUAUGGAACCCUACUUUUAACUAUAAUCACUCUGUGCUGUAUACACAAAUCAUCAUGGAAAGUUUCCAAGUUACAUAUAACGCCACUACCCUAUACUGCCAUAACCAUCAGUUUUGUAAGGCAUAUGUUGUUAAGUGCAAAAUCAUGUUUUCAUGUUUGUUUCGAUCAUCUUCCACUAAAGUCAGGGGUGUAAUUAUCCCCACCAAAUGUAGUAAAUGCAAAACUCAAAAGCAAAUAGAAUGGUCUACAAACAUGGCACUUUUUUGCUGCACAACCUGAGUAUUGCCUGCAUGAGUCAAUGCACAACAAAUAUUGCACUUUUGAAAGAUAUUGUUGUCAACAGAAGGUUAUAUACUGUAUUAUUAUUUAUUUAAAAAAUUUCUGGUUUCUGACUGGCUAACAGCCAACUGUGAAAUUGUCAUAUCAACUCAAUGGCUAACCAAAUAUGGAUUUUUCACAUUCAUAUUAAGCAAAAUGACGUCAAAGAGUCAAUAUGAAAAAAAUUUGGACGCGUUUGCGCCAUAUUACUAUGACGACGAAAAUCAUAUUGACUCGCUGACGCCAUUGAAAUGACGACAACGGCUGCUGAAGGAGUAACGAAUUGUUUUUUUCUUAAUACAAACACAGAGUAGAGACAUACAGAGACGUAACUAGUGUACCCACUUUUUUUUGUGCGCAUGCUCGGCAAGUUACUAGAUGCAUGCAUCUGAUUGGAUGACGACUCACUUUAAACUUGCUGAGCACGCGCAGUUGAUAAUUUUUCGCCCGGUCGCCUGAAAAAAAGUGGGUACAUGAUAACGUAAUCUUCCGCAGUGUUUACAAUGGUCAGUUACGUCUCUGUAUGUCUUAUCUACUCUGUGAUACAAAUAAAAUACAAAUGGCUUCCGUUUAAUUGUUUUGAAUUUAAUAUAAAUAAUAAAACAAUUAUUGAAUUCGGUUUUCGCACAAUAUAGGAAGAAUUAUCAAGCCCUCAGUUCGCCGUUAUCAACCUCAGCCUUGGUUGAUAACGGCAAACUGAGGGCUUGAUAAUUCUUCAUAUCGUGUUCAACCUCAUUCAAUAAUUGUUAAUUAUAUCUGACCAUGAUUUCAUCCCGGGAUUUAUGUUGGUAUACAAAUGUAAAUAGAAUUAAGCUAGAAUGCCUGUUAUGUGGACUAGAAACUUUGAAGUGCAUAAUCAGGCACCCAGUUUUCAUUUCCUAUUAUUUUUAAUACAGAUUGCUAUACAAUCCCAAAAAUGUAAUGUCCGCAACAGUUUCAGUGUAAUGUCCGCAACACAAACUUUGCACUAUAGAAGCUGCGCAAGGGCAUUGUAGAACAUCUCGUUUUCAUAUUUUUUAACCCCAAUUAUCAAUGAGAGCAGGCAGUGUUUUAGUUCCUUUGAUACCUUUCAAAGUUCACAGGAAAUUACAUUUUAAAAACAUCACUUCAAUGUGUGGUUGAUAUUGCUGUAAUGUUCGCAACAAUACUUUGACUUUUUAUUACAAGAAGUGAUUACGAGGGAAUUUUGUUUUAUUUUAUGAAAUCUUAAGAGGUCCCCUUAAGGUUUUCUUUGACAAAGUUCCCAGAUCAGAAACUGUUGCAAACAGGAAACAGAGCAUGUUUUGUAUUUAUUGUUUUUCUGUGAAUGUAAUGUCCACAACGUGAAAUUGCCCAGAUGUAUAUUUACAGUAAUAAUAAUACCGUAACCCCCCCCCCC